Messenger RNA from Nicrophorus vespilloides, 2960 nucleotides. RefSeq names its product NF-X1-type zinc finger protein NFXL1. Gene Ontology annotation, cellular component: nucleus. The record is from RefSeq and is a predicted model, not a curated record. The coding region runs from base 189 to 2723 and encodes 844 amino acids. NCBI's taxonomy places the organism in Eukaryota, Metazoa, Arthropoda, Insecta, Coleoptera, Silphidae. Gene Ontology annotation, molecular function: DNA-binding transcription factor activity, RNA polymerase II-specific; zinc ion binding; RNA polymerase II transcription regulatory region sequence-specific DNA binding. The transcript is spliced from 9 exons. Gene Ontology annotation, biological process: regulation of DNA-templated transcription.
UAAUUGAAUUAUCAAUUACAAUCCAAUUGAAAUCGCGAUUUCAAAAAGGAAGUUAUCAUCUUAUUAAUUCAAUCAUUGUGCAAAUAUUAGUGGUUGGAAAAGCAUAUACAUUGAGAUCAGGCCAUUAUUCCACGUUGGCAACACACCGUUAGUGACACUGACAACUGACUUGACGAAUUUCGUUCGAAAUGAAUUCCAAACCGAACGACAAUAAAAACCCGUGGAACAAGAACACCAAAUCGAAAAUACCCACUGCAAAGAACAGCAAGAAUCCUGAGGAAAAAUUCAAGGAGGCCCAGCAGAAGCUCCAAGCAGCUGUACAGAAAUUUACCAAAGACUAUGAAUCCUCUGAAGAGGAAGAAGAGUUGGAAGUAGAUAAUGUUAUAGGAACAAUUUUGAAAGACUAUGAUACAAGUGGUGCUGGAAAGGAAUUGUUAAGAACCCGAGGAUUCUUAGAGGAAGCAUUUCAAUCUGGAGCUUGCACCUGCCUAAUAUGUAUUUCAUCUAUUAAAAGAACUGAUGCAAUAUGGAGUUGUGAAAAAUGCUAUUGUUUCUUCCAUUUGAUGUGUAUACAGAGAUGGUCGAAGGAUACCAUUUUCCAACAGAAACAGGCACUGGAAGCGCCAGUCCAAGUGCGUCGCAUUAAAUUAAAAUGGGGUUGUCCUAAGUGCAGACACGAGUACGAGCCGGAACAAAUUCCAAACGAGUAUCGGUGUUUCUGCAAAAAGAUCACAAAUCCUAAGUUCCAAUCACUGAUAGUGCCCCAUUCUUGCGGAGAAACAUGUCGCAAGGAUUUGCAGCCGUAUUGCGGCCACGGCUGCUUAUUGCUAUGCCAUCCCGGACCAUGUCCACCCUGCCCGGUGAUGGUUAAAGUCACCUGCUUCUGCGGACACUCCGAACCGAAAAUCCAAAGAUGCAGCAACAAAGAAUGGAGCUGCUCGGCACCUUGCAACAAACUCUUGAGCUGCGGCAAGCACAAAUGCUCUCAACCUUGCCAUGCGGGUGAUUGCUUACCCUGCUCCAAGAAAAGCGUGCAGAAAUGCGUCUGCGGAAGUACUCAGAAACUCAGGGAUUGCUCCACGCCAGUCUGGCAGUGCGAAAAGGUGUGUAGGAAAGAUUUGAAGUGCGGUUUCCACAAAUGCGACGAGAUAUGUCACACGGGCGUUUGUGGUUCCUGUAAACUUUCCGAAAUUAGAACUUGCCCUUGUGGUAAGUCCAAUUACCAGCUACCUUGUACCGAGGAUACUCCGACCUGCGGCGACACUUGCGGUAAAGUUCUGGAGUGCGGUAUGCACAUUUGUAAUAGAAGGUGUCAUAAAGAUAAAUGCAGUCAGUGCCUUGAAACAGUUACUAAAUCAUGUAGAUGUGGUUUGCAUAAAAAACAGAUCCAAUGCUGUAAGCCUUAUGUAUGUGAGACGAAAUGCAAGCAGAUGAGAGACUGCAACAAACAUCCAUGUAAUAAAAAGUGCUGCGAUGGUAAAGAUUGUCCAUCGUGCGAGAAACCUUGUGGAAAAACUUUGACGUGUCGAAAACACGCGUGUGCUUCGGUUUGCCAUCGAGGUCCUUGCUAUCCAUGUAACUUAACAGAAACUCUGAAAUGCUUCUGUGGAGCCACAUCGAUUGUAGUACCAUGCGGUAAGAAGAAAUCCACGAAGCCACCAAAAUGUUCGAAGAUAUGUAAGAAAUCUACAGAAUGUCAUCACAAGAAGAGCGUGCCGCAUAAGUGCCAUUUCGGCGACUGCCCACAAUGCAAGCAAAUAUGCGACAAACCAAGAGAUACUUGCUCCCACAAGUGUCCGUCCACUUGUCACUCCUCGGUUUUGAUGAAAUUCGAAGCUCCAAGAGCGUCAACCCCUUGGGAGCAGGAAGCUCCAACUAUAACUAAAUGUGCGUUACCAUGUCCCAAUUGUAUCGUCCCAGUUCCUGUUACGUGUUUGGGCGGCCACGAAACCGCGGAUUAUGCGUGUUACUUAGCAAUACCUUCGAGUUGCUACAAACCUUGCAAAAGAGAGUUACCAUGUGGAAACCACACUUGCUCAAAAGAUUGUCAUACAGUUGAAGAAGCCCCAAAUAGUUUAAAGGCUGGUAAGAAUUGCGAAGAAUGCAACAGUGGCUGUACCAAGCCAAGACCAGAAGGUUGCACUCACCAGUGCCCCAAACCUUGCCACCCAGGCUCAUGUCCACCAUGUCAGUUGAUGGUCAGGAUCAAAUGUCAUUGUAACUUGAGCCAACCGUACGUUUCCUGUAAAGACUGGACAACGGGAGAUCGUGAUGCUCUGCAGAGUUGCGGAAAUCGAUGCCCUAGCAAGUAUCCGUGCGGACAUCAAUGCAGAGCAAACUGUCACCAAGGCGAUUGUCCGAACGCCGAAGAUUGUAAAAAGAAAAUGAAAAUAUCCUGUCCGUGCAAAAGGAUCAAAAAGGAUAUCACCUGCGACGUUCAGAGAAAGACCGGAGGUGUCUUGGAAUGCGACGAAGUUUGCGCCGAGAAAAAGCUGGAGGAGAGAAAGCUGAAAGAUUUGGAGAACGAGAAGCGGAAGAAAGAGGAGGAGAUAAAGAACCAAAAGGAGUUGGAGAAGUACGAGAAAAUGAUGCAAGGCAAGAAGAAAUCCAAAGAGCGAAAAAACGUCGAAAUCGUCGAGCAGAAAAGUUUCAUGCAAAAGUAUUGGAUGUUUAUUGUCGGUUUUGUUGUUGUGGCGAUCGGUAUUUAUCUCAGUCUUUCGUGAUACGUGCAGUGAGAAGGUCAGCUUCUCUUGUUAGACUAAAAAUAAUGGAGCAAGAUUUAUAUGUGUUCGGUGGUAACUUUUCGGAAAUACGUUAUAAAAAUGUAAUACACGUUUAUACUAUUUUGUAUUUGUUUUUUUUUGUUGUAAUAUUGAUCUGUUUUUCUUUUUGGACUGGACCUGUAGUUUCUAGAUUGGUUUGUACGAAUUUCUGACAUUAAAUUACAUUGGAAACAUGAA